Molecule: messenger RNA, 759 nt
Organism: Drepanopeziza brunnea f. sp. 'multigermtubi' MB_m1
Lineage: Eukaryota; Fungi; Ascomycota; Leotiomycetes; Helotiales; Drepanopezizaceae
Molecular function (GO): acyltransferase activity, transferring groups other than amino-acyl groups
Source: RefSeq, a predicted model, not a curated record
AUGUCCCUGAUCGACUCUCCCACUGAAACCCCAAACCCAACAGCCUCGAGCCUACUAGAUGACAUCCCGCCCCUCACCACGCAAAUCCUUCAAGACGAAGACGACCAAAUUGCCGCGCUCAAAUUAGUCGCGGACAGCAUAGCGCAGCAACGUCAAUUCGCCGCCAAGGCCGUCAUCCUGCACCCUCUCACCAUCGUAGCGUGGAUUGGCUUGCUCGCCAUCCUCGCUCAAUUCCUGCUCAAGACGAGCAAGGAUAUCGGCUUACUCUUCACCACCAGCGCCGGCGCCACGAUGGCGUGUCUGGUCGGCGUCCGGGCCUUGACGAGUGGGUACCUCGCGCUGGCGGAGGGCCUCACGUGGGACUUUGUGCGGAAUGACGAGGGCGAGGAAGAUCUUAUCCUGGGAAGUCGGUUCGGGGACGAGCUGAUCGGGGCUCUGGUGCUGCGGCUGGAGAAGGGUGGCGGGGGGGGCAAGAAGAAGAGCGGGAAGAAGGGGAAAGGGGGCAACGGGGUGGUGAGGGCGUGGACGGUCAGGAACCGCUAUCGAGGGAAGGGUGUUGGGACUGAGCUGCUGGAGGAGGCCGUGAGGGUUACGAGGGACAAGUUGGGGCGGGAUGCGGGGGUCGGGUUUGCGGCUGAGCAUGCGAAUUCGAAGAUGGUGUUGCCGGAUCUCUUCAACCUGGGCUUUCGGAAGAGGGAGACUCAGGCUGGGAGGAUGCUGGAGGGGGUUGUGGCCGGGAUGGAGAAGAGGAAGAGGUAG